AUGGAUCGAUAUCUGGGGAAGCCCCUUCCGUUCUUGCAUGGUUGGCGGAAGAUUCCAGGGGACAGCAGCUCGAUUGGCGUCAUUGUAUUCUCCCCCGAUGCGACGUUGAUCGCCACUGGUGAUGAUAAAGGGAUGUUGAGUAUAUGGCAGGCAGCCCCUGCGUGGAGGGUGAUUCGGAAAUACUUCCUGCGGUCCAGAAUUCAGGGAUUAUGCUGGAAUCCAAUACACCAGCUCACUCUCUUCGUCGGUUGCGCGAGUGGUUGCCUCUAUACGUUUGAUUAUGUUAUUCAUACUGUUGAAAAGGAAUCCGCCAACGUUCGACAGCUUCCGGGCUAUAUUCAUUCAUUAGCAAUCAAUGAAAGUGCUAGUAAAUUGGCUAUUGGAUAUACGAACGUUGAGGGUGUUCACAUUGCCUUUGUUGAGGACCCAUGUGGGGUGCGCAUCGUUCAUCCCACCCUUACGAAAGGCUGUGGACAAUCAAACCACGCCAAGAUCGUUGGAUGUGAGGCAAUAUGUUUUCUCCCUCUCGUCGACUUCCUUAUUUUGACUCGGCGUGAAUACGUGAGCACAACAUAUUACGACGUUCAAGGGGCCAGUCGGUCCAGACGGCUAGUUGGGAUAACAUUUCUGGAUGAGGUGACAGUUUUAGCAGGUCACGUUAAUGGGCACAUAGUUCUCGCAACCACGACCAUGACCAGCGGCCCAAGGUUGUUCACGCUGCGAAGAAAACCCUCAAAAUCAAACCGUGAGGACCUCCUUGCCCUUUGCACUCCUAAUUUAAUCCAUCCAUCGAUAGUUGUUCAGGUGUUACCGCGGGGCAUCCGAGCAGGCGAUUGUCAUAUCCUCGCCGCACUGGGAGAGGGCAGAGAUACCACCUUUGUCGCUGCUUUUGUUACUUUCCCGGACGUAUCCAAACCAUGGGUCGACGAUGUGAUAUAA
Molecule: messenger RNA, 939 nt
Organism: Laccaria bicolor S238N-H82
Lineage: Eukaryota; Fungi; Basidiomycota; Agaricomycetes; Agaricales; Hydnangiaceae
Exons: 6
Coding region: 1-939 (312 amino acids)
Molecular function (GO): protein binding
Source: RefSeq, a predicted model, not a curated record